AUGAAGCUUACGAUUCCUUCUCUCAUCCUCAUUUCUCUCUCAUUCUCAUAUCUCUCCCUCGCUCAAAACUGCCAAUGCGGAGACAACACCUACACCGAAGACGAUAUCGUCGCCGCUGAGAAACAAGCCAUAAAACUGGGUGAGGCCGGAAAGAUGCUUGGAGACUAUCCUAAAAAAUUGAGUGGAAGAGAGGUAAAUGCUCUAUCUCCUCCUAGUAUCCAAGUGCGUUCUGAAAAGGCAUCAAAACUAAUGACUUUCGUGGCUCUUCAGGAUCUAAAACUCCGGGACGUUUGCGGGAAAGGCCACCCUCUCUACUCGUUCCCCUUGCGGGCUAAUGGGGUAUAUGACGGGACAGGAAAAACUGGAGAUAGAAUCGUUUUGAGUGGAUUAGAGAAGGAUGAUAGCUAUUGCGGUUGUAUCAUGAAUGAACCGUAUGGGUAUGGAGAGGACUAUCGUCAGUGCAAAUAUGUUGUUGGAUAA
Molecule: messenger RNA, 480 nt
Organism: Marasmius oreades (fairy-ring Marasmius)
Lineage: Eukaryota; Fungi; Basidiomycota; Agaricomycetes; Agaricales; Marasmiaceae
Exons: 4
Coding region: 1-480 (159 amino acids)
Molecular function (GO): RNA binding; RNA nuclease activity
Source: RefSeq, a predicted model, not a curated record